ACGAUUGUCUGAGCACAGUUGCAGGAGACGGUCACCAUUAUCUGUUCGCUGAGUUGGGAACUAAAAAUAUCCACCUAAAUAUCUUUCUGUUUAAAGUCAUCUGCUGUGAGUAUUAUGUGUGAACCUUAAGCUUUAUGAAGAAAUUCAGAAAGCUUUCUGUAAAGGUCAUUUUUCAUUAAACCAAUGAAGUGAUUUGCUUUUGUGUUUUGAGUUAUUAGUCACGUAGUAGAUUUACGCACUCUUUUUAUGGUUCAAGGAUAUCAUAGUUGGAGUUGAGAACUGAGAAUACAAUUCAGUAGAAGCAGGGUAAAUAUCAUCAUAUUUAACCAUUAAUUCAUAAGUGUAAAUGGGUCUAAUCAUUUGAACCUAUGCAUAUAUGUGCUUUGUCCUUCUUUGUAGCCGAAUGACCGAUAUUUUCAAACUCACCACAUUUGGGAUAUUAGUGUGCAUCAUACUGCUGUGCGAAAUCGAUAUUCGGUAAUCUGUUAUUUGAGGAUUUUUUCAAUAGUUUGGAUCACGAACCGAUCUUACUUAGACCACCAUUGAGACUUGGGAGUGCUCCUUAACCGUGCACAUAUGCGACCACGCAUCUUGAAGUCAAACCAAGGAUUUCCGAUUUUGCGCGUGAACAUUUGUUUACCAUAUUACUGAGCAGAAUUCAAUGUUAUACAUGUCUGAUUUCAAUCAGUUCAUGAAGAUUGUUACGCUACUAAAAUAACUAUAAGUAACCAAAAUAGUUUUACAGAUUUUUCAGCGUCAUGUUGAUUUGGGCGAAGUCAAAAAUUCACUCACGAAUUUCUCUGUUGAGAAUCAAUUGAUGCCCAGUAUUCUGUCUGAAAUUUCACUGUAAAAGAGUUGUCAGCAUCUCAUAGACUGGAUGAGGCUGUAUGGUGUUUGAGGUUCAUUAGAAUAAGUAUUUUGCGUACAAUGUUCAUCGAAUGUUUGAAAAUGUAAUUAUAAUAUUUGUAACAAUUAAUUGAAAAGUAUCGUAUUCCUCUUAUACUUUAUUUGACUACUCUUUCAGUCCGUUUCGUAUCGUCAGCGAUUGUGGAGCUGCAUUUGCUAUGGGUACUAUCGGUGGUAGUGUUUUACAUUUCUACAGAGGCUAUCGUAACGCUCCUUCGGGUUAUACAAAAAAACUAGUAAGCGCAAUGGUUAACAGUCGUCAACGUGCACCAAUUACGGGUGGAGGGUUCGCUAUAUGGGGUGGAGUGUUUACUGCUGUCGAUUGCUCUUUAGUUCUUGCUCGUCGAAAAGAGGAUCCGUGGAAUUCCAUCACUAGUGGGGCUAUAACGGGAGCUGCUCUGGCUGUUCGUCAUGGUCCAACAGCUAUGGUCGGCCAAGCAUUUGUUGGUGGCGUUAUAUUGGCAAUUAUCGAGGGACUUGGAAUCAUGAUAAAUAGAUUCGCUCCUAUGCUGAUGCAAGCUCCGCCAGACUCUGUACCAAAUCCACAAAACGAUCAGUCAUCAGGUCCAGGAAGCUCGCCUGGUAGUGGAGGGAGUGGAUUUUACGACUUUUUUGGUUCCAGUUCCACACAUUCGUCUUCGGAGGCAACUGCUACAGAGUCUGCUACUACAGUAUCACCGAAAUCUGGAUUUAUAUUUCAAUAG
This is a messenger RNA of Schistosoma rodhaini, 1610 nucleotides long. NCBI's taxonomy places the organism in Eukaryota, Metazoa, Platyhelminthes, Trematoda, Strigeidida, Schistosomatidae. The record is from the annotation of a GenBank genome assembly.